AUGGCAGGACAAGAGGUACAGCUCUCUGCCGAGUUGAAGGCUCUGGCAAAGCAGCAUGAAGCCUACAAAGUCAAAGCCGCCGAAGAACAUGAACUGGUCGAGGUACAACUCUCUGCUUCCCCUGUCCCCAUGGCUUGUCGAUCUGAACGGUUGGAGAAACUUCUCCACCUACUCGAAGAGAAGGACGAGACUAUCGAGAACCUCAAGUCCGACCUUGACGAUCAGACCGAAAGCCGCCGUCGCUGGCAGAAGCGUGCAACCGACGUCGAGUCGCGCAUCACAAGUGUCCAGCAUGUCCUCGUCCUCCUCGACGGUAAUCAACACUUCUUCAAGAAUGGCCUCGUAAGAGCAGGGACAUUGGGCGCAGCAGAAGCCGUUGGGACUUUGCUGGCCGAAGUGAAGGAGGCUGCCAGGAAUCAACAUAAGAACGACCUGCCUGAGCACAUCUCGGUGGUAGUGCACAUUUUCUCUGACGUUGGAAGACUCGCGCAGGACCUCUCUGCCGCGAAUCUCCUUCCUGAUCCGGACCAGCUCUGGACCUUUAUUCAACAAGUCUGCAAGAUCCAGCCGUGCUUUACGAUCAGUGACUGCGGUGCGGGCCACGAGGCUGUGGAUGCCAAAGUGAAGCAACUCUACGAGUUGUACAUUGAGAAUUGUCACUGCAGACAUAUCUUCCUGGCCCUCGGCCAUGAGUCGGAGUACUACAACAUACUACAGUUGUACAGCGAUGACGACUAUACCAAGGCAAAGACAUCCUUAGUAUUACCUGAACAAGGCUUUCCUCCUGGUGUCAACAUUCCCUUUCACGCAGUCAGCCUAUCCGCGCUUGAUAGCGUUCCUAGAACAGAGAGCUUCUCUGGAGGAAGCAUAUACAAGGCCAACGGAGAAGUGUCCGUCAAUCAGCGGGAAGACAGCCCUGAACACCCGGGUGCUGUCUCUCCUGUCUCCCAAAUCAAGUCUGUCCCGAAUUCCACUCCUGUCACCGCCUUCCACGAUCCCAAGGUCUUACCCUCUGCUCCGAACGUCGAAUACACACCACCGAACGAAGCGAAGCCAUCGUCUCCUCCCACGCAGUCAGAGAAUACAAACCCAGCACGAGCCGAGCCGAAUGGCAUUGCCAACGGUACCCAAGGAUCCAGCUCUGCUGCGGUUGUCAAGCUUGAGUCUUCGGCCCACUCGUCUUCGAAUUCGAACAAGACUGCUGAACAAGGCUGGGAGACAACUCCAGCAGGACACUCGUACGAACCAACCCCUAUCGCUGGCGCCUGGGGUGACGACAGAGCACAGACAAACGCAGCGGCAGAGACCCAAGAGCCCUCAAAACAGACGGAUACAUGGAUAUCUCAUCCCACAAGGCCAUCUUAUGGUAGCAACAACAACGGUGCACAUGCGCCAGCCUGGAGACAGGAGCGUGCUUCUAAUGGUACUUCUUACGCUCCUCCGCGCCGCGGAAGACGAGUUCCUAAGCAAUUCGAGGGAUCUUGGGACGAUAUGAUUCAGCAAGACGAACCCCGAUCCCAACCCUCUACUCAUGGAUCCUCACCAACACUGGCCUCGGCUACUGGACUGGUGACGGCGCGGAAAUCCAUGUCCAACGGUUUCUCCCCAUCGGCAUUCGAGCGGCAGGUGGUCACAACGCCCGAACCGCACCCAACUGAGCGGCCCGUUCGAGCUCCAAUCGCCCUGAACAAGUUCGACCAGCGUAUUGAUUUGAAGCUUCCGCGCCCCUCGCCUGCCGACGAGGAACACUUUCACCUCCGCUCACGGAACCGCAGACUGUGUAACGAACAUCAUUUGCGUUCCAACUGCAACAACCCUCAAUGUACGUACGACCACGAGCCCAUCUCGGACGGUAUGUACCUGGCAUUACGCCACAAGGCUCGCAACCUGCCGUGCUCGAUCGGCCCCGACUGCCGACGACAUGAUUGUUUCGGGGGUCAUCAUUGCUCGAAUGUGUCGAAUGCCACGUCCUGUGGGAGACCGAGAUGUCCGUUCCAAGCCAGAAUGCACGACACCACCGAUCUCGUGAUUGUCCGAACUAUUGAGCCGCCGCCAAAGGAAGGUUCAUGA
Molecule: messenger RNA, 2070 nt
Organism: Capronia coronata CBS 617.96
Lineage: Eukaryota; Fungi; Ascomycota; Eurotiomycetes; Chaetothyriales; Herpotrichiellaceae
Exons: 3
Coding region: 1-2070 (689 amino acids)
Molecular function (GO): metal ion binding
Source: RefSeq, a predicted model, not a curated record